Drosophila eugracilis is the source of this 1809-nucleotide messenger RNA. Its product is annotated as cell wall protein DAN4. Lineage: Eukaryota; Metazoa; Arthropoda; Insecta; Diptera; Drosophilidae. The transcript has 2 exons. The coding region runs from base 119 to 1684 and encodes 521 amino acids. The record is from RefSeq and is a predicted model, not a curated record.
UCCCAGCCAGUUGCAGCUACACCAUCAUCAUCAUCAUCAUCAUCCUCAUCGACCAAAGGCUUCCUCCAUUCAGGGCUAAUUAAGGAAACGGAAAGGAGAGCAGAGCAGCACGUCGACAAUGCUGCCGUCACGUAAACAUUUAAUUGCCUUCGUUGUGGUGACAACAUUAGUAUGCUUAACAGUGGGCCAGGAGUCGUCGUUUCUGGCCACGAUCACCAGUUCAAACAAUCAACUACAGUCAGCUAAUGGAACUAGCUUGAAUGAAACAAUUACGAUUAAUAUUAGCGAAAUAAUUGCAGCUGCCGAGGCGGCAUCAAAUGCCACAGAAUCCUCGUCUAGUACUACGGCAGGCACUACAGAAGUCACAUCAACUUCAACGGAAACUUCUAUAUCAUCCACAACCACAGCUACAUCAGCAGCAUCUACAUCAACUACACCUACAUCAACUACAGCUACAUCUACAACAGCGCCAGCCAGUUCAACGACCACACAAGCAACUGUUACCUCAUCCACAGACACAACCACAAGCACACAAUCAACAACAACGACUGUGGCAGACACAACCACAACAACAAGUACUCCUACUACAACGCAAUCUUCCACAACGCUAUUACAAACAACAACUACACAAGCUCCAACAACGACAACACAAGCUUCUACAACAACACAGCAGCCUGCCACCACAACUAUCGCUGCUACCACCACUCCCCAAGUCUCAACAACAACCACUCAGACUUCAACAAUAACCACACCAUCUACAACUACACCAUUGUCCACCACAAGCAGUACACAAACAUCCACAACAAGCACACCCCAAUCUACAACAACUGCUACUGAAAGUUCAACAACAACAGCUACUGAAACUUCAACAACAACAGCACAAUCAACAACUCAAACUUCAACCACACUAUCUACUUCAACAACACCACAAUCCACUUCCACAACACCACAAUCUACUUCCACAACACGACAGUCUACUUCCACAACACCACAAUCUACUUCAACAACAACACAAUCUACUUCCACAACAGCUGCAUCUACACAAACUUCAACAACAGAAACUCAAUCCACAUCCACAACAUCAGAAACUUCUACAACAACACUACAAUCUACAACUCAAACUUCAACAACACCACUAUCUACUUCCACAACAUCACAAAUUUCAACAACAACACCACAAUCUACAUCUACAACCACUCAAACUUUAACAACAACUCCUCAGCCCACAACAACAACCACUAUAGCAGCAACAACCAGCACUGAAACUUCAACAAAACUUGCAGAUAGCACCACCAUUAGUUCCACAACACUUGCCGAUAGCACUAGUAGUUCAACAAAAACCACGAGCACAACACCAAUUGCUUACACCGUUUACACCGUAGAACCCUAUCCAAACAUUUAUGGUCGAUCGAAUGAGAUUGUUAAGCCCCAGAGGAAAUUGCGAAAGGGUCGCAAGGGACGUAGAGGCAGGAGGCCACGUCGUCGCACCACCUUGGCACCACUGACAUCUAGCACCACCACCACCACAACAACAACGACAACAGAAAGGAGCACGCUAAGUGGGUUCGAGGAUUUCAGCGAGGACUAUGAAGAUCUUGUACUAAAUUCGAAUACUGUACUGGAACCAUUUCCCCAGUUGCCUCUCGAUCUUGGAAAUAUCAACAAUAACAGGAUCCCCAACUAAAAAAUCGUUUUCAUAAUCCCCUCCAGGAGACUGAGACCAAUAACUGGAGUCCCACGCUUGUUUCGCAUCCCAUAAGUUUAGUUUAUUAAUUCAUAUUUAAUACAAAUAUAUAUUAUAGAAUGCAA